AUGGACAAAUUCAAAGUCAUUCACAAAGAGGCUAAGGAUAAUGUAUCCACUGCACAAUUCAAGAUGAAAGCAAGACAUGAUGCUAAACGUAAUGCGCAGGCACCAUUGUUCAAAGUAGGGGAUAAGGUACUCUUGAAAGUACCAAGGAUUAAACCAGGGUUAUCUAAGAAAUUCAAAGGCCUUUUCAGAGGUCCGUACAUCAUAUCUGAAAUAUUACCCAACGGAGCAACCUAUAGAUUGAAACACUUAUCAGGUCAACCAGUAACUAAUACGUGUCAUGCUGACCGAUUGAAACCAUACACGGAGAGAGUAGUGAAGGCUGCUGUGCCACAGCCUCCUCAGGCCAAUGCGCCACCCGACACUUCUGAUGAUGAAUAUGAAGAGGUUGAGUCAGAUACCGAUGAUGAUGAUAUGGAUGAUACGCCUGACGUCGGCAGGACGUACACCAUAGAGAAAAUUCUCAACUGUAGAGUUGUGAAUGGGGAAAAACGCUAUUUAAUCAAAUGGUUAGGUUAUAAUAGGCACCACAACACCUAUGAACCGGCACGGAAUAUUCUUAAUAAACAACUGAUCGCUGAUUUCGAAAACACCCACACAGGCAACAAGAAAUCAACCUCCAAAUAG
This is a messenger RNA of Lineus longissimus, 624 nucleotides long. RefSeq lists its product as uncharacterized. Gene Ontology annotation, molecular function: chromatin binding. The transcript has a single exon. Gene Ontology annotation, cellular component: pericentric heterochromatin. Gene Ontology annotation, biological process: chromatin organization; negative regulation of transcription by RNA polymerase II. Bases 1 to 624 code for a protein of 207 amino acids. The record is from RefSeq and is a predicted model, not a curated record. NCBI's taxonomy places the organism in Eukaryota, Metazoa, Nemertea, Pilidiophora, Heteronemertea, Lineidae.